AGAGAGAGAGAAGCAGUUGGUGAAGCUCUACUUAUUUACAGAGAUCGAAGAUGAUGAUAACGGCGAGGCCAAGUUUUAUGAAAACCAUGUGUUUAGCUUCAGGUUUCAGGAGCUUCCACUUUCCAAUGCUAUUGGAUUUGGGAAUCGGUAACUUUCAUUCUGCAAGCCUAUUAUUUACUUACUCUUUCCAUUCUUCUCCUAGAUCAACUUCCACUCACACACAAAGAUGCAAGCUUGAUAUCUAAAUUCAAUUCUGCUUCUUUUAUGGACGUUGAUGAUGUCCUAACUUCCUUUAAUCACAUCAUUCUUAUGCAUCCUCUGCCUUCUAUUGUUCAUUUUUCUCGAUUUUUAUCUGCUAUUGUCAGAAUGAAACAAUACUACACUGUUCUUUCCUUGUCCAGAACAAUUGAGUCCCUAGGAAUCUCACACAAUGUUCAUUCUCUUAAUAUCUUGAUUAACUGCUUCUGCCGCUUGCACCUUGUGGAUUUUGGCUUCUCAAUUUUUGGGAAAAUCCUCAAAAUUGGAAUGGACCCCGACAUUGUGACAUUUAACACCUUAAUUAACGGCCUCUGUAUAGAGGGUAAAAUCAAUGGAGCAGUAGACUUUUUCAAUGACAUGGUUGCAAGAGGUUGUCAACCUAAUGUUUGUACUUACACCGUGAUAGUAAGUGGUCUUUGUAAAUUUGGAAAAACAAACGUGGCUAUUUGGUUGCUAAAAGAAAUGAUUGAGAGAGGAGCCAGAUGUUGUAACUUACACUGCAAUCAUCGAUGCCCUUUGCAAGGAUAAGCUACUUGCUGAGGCAGUAAACCUCCUAUCUCAAAUGAGGGAUAAAGGCAUUUCACCUAAUAUUAUAACCUACAACUUCAUAAUUCAUGGUCUUUGCAAUUUAGGAAAGUGGAAACAAGCUUCAGCCUUUUUGAAGGAAAUGGUGGGGCAUAACAUAUCUCCAGACAUUUUCUCCUUCAGUAUAUUGAUUGACUCUCUUUGUAAGGAGAGACUGGUUUCAAAUGCUCAAAGCAUAAUCAAGAUAAUGAUUCAAGCAGGUGUGGAGCCUGAUGCUGUCAGUUACAAUUCACUGAUGGACGGAUAUUGUCUGCCUAGCCAGUUGGAUGAAGCUAUACAAAUUUUUGAUUUGAUGGUACACAAUGGAAUAGUUGAUGCUUUUAGCUACAACAUCUUGAUUAAUGGAUGCUGCAAGAGCAAAAGGAUAGAUGAAGCAACACAACUUUUUGAUGAAAUGCCUCAAAAAGGUUUUCUUCCUAACACUAUUACUUAUACUACUCUUAUACAAGGCUUGUGGAACGCAGGGAAGCCCGGGAUUGCACACGUUCUUUUCAAGAACAUGUUUUCUCAUGGUAAUCAGCCAGAUAUUAUAACUUUCUCAACUUUUCUUGAUGGCUUGUGCAAACAGGGGAAUAGUGGUGAGGAACUCAUGCUAUUUAAAGCGAUGGAACAAAGUCUGUUGAAGCUUGGUCAUAUGUGCUAUAACAUUUUGAUAAAUGGUUUGUGCAGAGCUGGGAAGCUUAAGGAUGCCAAGGAAUUUUUUUCUAGGCUUUUUGAAAAAGGCUUGCAGCCUGAUGUUUAUACAUAUGGUACAAUAAUUAAAGGACUUUGCAAAGAGGGAUUGCUAGAUGAAGCAUACAAGGUGUUUAGAGGGAUGGAAGAUGGUGGAUGUUCACCAAAUGGUUGCUGUUAUAAUGUGAUUAUUCAAGGGUUUCUCAGGCAUGGAGAUGUACCAAAAGCAUCACAACUUAUUGAAGAAAUGGUUGGCAAGGUAUUUUCUGCAGAUGCCACGACCACUAAAUUGGUAAUACGUUUAUCCUGCAAUGGUGAUCCCAUUUUGAGAAAACUAUGAAAUCAAUCUAAAGGUUUUAAAGGUGUAAAUGUGAAGUGAGAUGUUAUCAAUCAAUGCCUGAUCAACUGAUGCAGGAAGUCUUUGUAAUGCUGUAUGCUAUAGGUACUUGAUUCUAUUUCAAUAUGUGUACUAUUACAAUUUUGUCUAGUUAGUUGCGUUUGCUUUUUCAAAUGAAACUGUUUAUUAGUAGUAAUAUCAUUAUCAUUUUAAUAGGCUGUAUAUGCUCAUUAACAUCAAUGAAUUUGUUCUAUUGAUACAUUGUUCUGAAAAAGCAAGGUAAAGCCAAUUUCCUAUGUACAGUGAGUAUAGUGAAGAUGGUUGUAUUUGGCAUAGGAAAAUGGACAAAACAACUAUUGGGUAAGCAUAUGAACGACUUAAGAUUUCUUACGGUGCCUCUUUUGAUGUCUAUCCUUUCUCUACGAAGAAUGCAACUCCUAAUACAUUAUGUGCUAUUUCGGUUGUCAAUGCAUUUUGUAAAUUGUUUCAAUUUUGGAGAAUCAUUUCUCAAUGUACUAUGAUGACAUUAAAUUUCAAACUUUUGUUAACUUCCUAAAUGCAAAAUACUCGCAAACUCACUAGAUAUGUCCUUUUAUAUGUGGGAAUUGUAAUAGUAUUUGGAAUCUCCUAGCAAUAAGUGUGUCAUUCUCUGUGAAUUUACAUAUUUAUCACCCUUCUUCUGUAAAGGAAAUCAGUGUAUGUGGUUGUUUUUAACUUGCAAGCAUCAUGUGAUUGUGAUUCCAUAAGCACAAUUCAUGACGUGCCUAUUCCCUAAUUUGCUCCUUACGCAUUAUUCUUGACUUGGUAUUGCAACUGCAAAAUAUAGCAAGUAGUUUGGCAAGAAGAAAAAGAAAUGGAUAACUAAAAACAUUAAUAGAAUAUUAUGUGUGCGUUGUUAAAUUCAAUGGAAGGGGGAAAAGGAGAGUUUUGCUUACUAUUUCAUGAAAGUGAACCUUCCAGAACUGUCUGAAUGGAUUAUGCAUGAACCAGGGUAGUAGAUAUUUCUAUUACAAGUGUUAGUGAUAUAUAUCCAACAGGUCAGUAAUGAUAUGUUUAUGAAAUUAUAGUUGGAUUUGAUGAAGGUCAUCGAGGUGAUGAGGAGAUGGUUUCCCAUUUUAACUUGGUCUGGUCUAACAUUGACUACCUAAUGCAACAGCUAUGUGCUUUUGUUUGGGACUGCUAGUCUUAUCAUUUUUAAUGGUUUUACCUGCACAUUAAUGGAGGUCUCUGAUAAGUGCAGAGAUGAAAAUAGAGGGAGAAACUCAAAGAAAGAUGGCCAAGGGUUUGAGAAGGAAAAUCAGUUGCAGCAAUUCUUGGUUCACAGCUAAGCAGAGAGGGAGAUUCUGUUGUGAAUGGAGCUUGCACGUGGGCAGAAGCUGAGAAGGCAGAUGGCUGGUGAAUUCUGGUACUGGAGAGCAGCAGCAGCAAUAGGGCCUAGACCGGACUUGGACCAGAUCUGCUACAGUGUGGGUUGUCACCUCAUCAGUCAUUUUGGUAGAGCUCAUGUACAUAUUAGAUUUUGCAUUUUGGUAUUGUAUGUAAUUAAAUAGAUGUAAAGGAUAUGAAUUGUAAAUAUUAUACUUGACUUUAUAUGAAUGAAAC
Hevea brasiliensis (rubber tree) is the source of this 3454-nucleotide messenger RNA. RefSeq names its product pentatricopeptide repeat-containing protein At3g22470, mitochondrial-like. The transcript has 2 exons. Lineage: Eukaryota; Viridiplantae; Streptophyta; Magnoliopsida; Malpighiales; Euphorbiaceae. Gene Ontology annotation, molecular function: protein binding. Bases 821 to 1855 code for a protein of 344 amino acids. The record is from RefSeq and is a predicted model, not a curated record.